Molecule: messenger RNA, 482 nt
Organism: Helicoverpa armigera (cotton bollworm)
Lineage: Eukaryota; Metazoa; Arthropoda; Insecta; Lepidoptera; Noctuidae
Exons: 3
Coding region: 80-418 (112 amino acids)
Molecular function (GO): protein binding
Source: RefSeq, a predicted model, not a curated record
UAGUUUACAGGAUGGUUUAAAAGCUCCGGAAUGUGUGAGACUAGUACAAUUUCCUGGAAAAACUGUCACUUUUGCAGUUAUGUGGAACCCAGUGUUCAGUGACGAUACAUGUGAUCCCAUCUUAGGUUAUAUUGCGUAUUUGUGGGAGAUCAAGAAAAUUAAAGCGAUCAUUCAUUGCAAGGGACAGCCAGAAAUCGUGGAUUAUGGACCGGAAGUUGACAAUGACUUCAUACGAGGCGGUUUGCCUGUGAUCCGGUCAGUUCCAGCCGAUUCUUGUAUGGUGGUCUUCCGUAAACUGAAACCAGGAGUGGAAUAUGAAGCUAGAGUCAAGGCCUACACGGAGACCAGAGAGAGCCCAUUUUCUUGCCCGUCCAGGCUUAAGGGUUCAAUAUUCAGGAUGUGUUUUCCGGAACCGUGAUCUCCCAGGGUCUUGAUUUCUGCUAAGUUAAUAAAGUGACAAUUGGAUAACAAUGAGAGAUUUU